GUGAUCACCUAGCUUAUUCCAGUUUCCAGGCAGGUUCAGGCCUGGGCUCGGCUAAGUUUUGCUAGGCUCUGGAUGAUACUCCGGUUGAGCACGCAAUCGCCACAUUCGUUCUCGGCUGGCGGCACGCCGAGCUUCCAGCAGAGCGGCUUCAUCUUCGGGAGUCUUGUACUUCUUCGGCCGUUUCAUGUUACAUUUACUGAGUGCGAAGUCUACGAGAGUUGUGUGUGUCGCCGUCGCGACAUGAUCUUUUAUAAUCAGUGUGACGUCAUGGCCAAGCUUCACAAAGUGUUGUCAUGACUAAGCAAAGCAAGAAUUGCGGCGCGAAUCGAUGACAUGGCUGGGCGAAGCUGGGCAAGUGAUUGCUAGGCGACCGCAUUGACGGAGCGGGUCUGCUGGAACGCGGUGUCGGCAUUGCAACGCGGUGUCGGUGUUGCAAGCUGCGCUAUGCCAUAUGCAAUGCGCAGUGACGUCAUCGCUGACGUAGUGGCGGAGGAGCGUUGGCGAAGCUAGGAGAAGCGAGGCGCAGAUGUGGCAGGUGGUUGCUAGGCAACGCAGGUGACGUCAUCGUUCAGCGAGGUUUUCUGUUCGCGCGUUGCGGACUGACGGUCGGCUUAAACAGCUGCGUUGUUAAAAAAACAACAGCAUAGUUUAUCUUUUCACUGGACAACAGGUAGUCAUUUAGAAGUGGUAGCAUAGGGGCUUCUACAGAGAGCCCGAUGACUGAGCAGAAUAUUGUGUUAAAGUUAAUAGCUGGCACAUAAAUUUAUCAAUGUGCUCCAUAUAUCAUAAGUAGCCAGCACCCAAUAACCAUGCAAGUGUAUCAAAAAGUAGGCUUUGUGCAUGCAUGUUCAUUGUCACUGAUACAUCUAAGAAUUGAAGCUGAAUUUUUCUCUGUAUAAGUUCGAAACAUAGUGCCCCAAUUAAGUUAAAUAAGGAAAUUUUGUCAGUCCAACAUGCAUGCCGUGCAAGUAGGAUUGUUAGCCUUGGACUAAUCAUGUCAUAAAUCGCCCUACCUGCCUGUGUAGGCGAACACUUUUUACGCCAGGCAUACCUUACUAUAUUAAGUAACAAUAUAGUUCUCUCUGGUGCUGAUUAGACAAAAGCAGCGCCCAGCAUAUGUCGAUAUUGUGUAUUGUGGUUAUCUAAUUUUAAUUAUUACCUAUUGAGUUCCGGAAUAAAGUCCGUACAGGUUGCGCGCUCCAAUGCAGUGUCGGCAGCGUCGUCUGCCGCAGGCGUAUGAAAUGAAUAAAUGAAUGUAACGCUCGCGCCACCUCUCCGAAGCAGCGCAAAGUAGACCGUGUACGGCGUGUAUUAUCGCCACCAGGUGGCUAUACGGUCAAUGUCGUCUGCGGCUUAUUUCGACGGGCAAGUAUACGGCGUAUUUUCGCUUGCUUCCAGAAUUAUUGUAUGAUUAUUGCCCGUCUGCCUGGUGCGUCGAAUCCAGCGAAUGUCGGCAGAUGUAUUCGUCGACGUAGGUUUUGGGAGCUGACGGUUCGUGCGCGAUUACUACCUUCGCUGGGCCGAUGACCCGUGCUGACAUGCGAUGUUUGGGCGCUCGAAGCGAUAUGUAGUACUGGUGCCGAUAAGCAAGCGCCAAGCCCUAUAUCUGGUGUUCCAGUUUUUGACUCCCGUUUCUUGAUCCUUCGGUGAGCGCAUGCUAUUGACAUUCUACUAGGCGCCGUACAGAGCGCUCGUCCUACCCCUUGCCGAGUAGGCGGUGCUGUUCCUCGACAAAUUAAACGAAGUGGUGGUGGUCGGACGACGGAUGUCCGACUCUCGGUGGUCGCGAGUGGCGGCUGCCGAUUCCGCCGUCGAGUUGGUUAUGUCGCGGCGCGGCAAGCCGAAGGCUAAGUACGCCGGCCGCACGUUUACGCUGGACACUCGGAAUGACCAGCGCUACCGUUGGCGUUGCGACGUGCGCCAGUGCAGGUCGCGGCUCACGACCGACUUGUACGAGAACCACCACAUGGUCUACCGAUUCCGGGAGCACGACGAAGACCAGCACCGGCGCGUGGCUAGCGAGAGAAAGAGGCGUGACGCCACGUACAGGCAGCAGGUAAGUGUUCAACGCGCGCACAUGGCCUCACGGACAGCCGCACGGGACGUCGCGCUACCCACGAAGAAGAUCGGCGACUUCCGGUACGUGCUGGAGAACCGCAUUGGAGGCCUGCACUUCUGGCGCUGCGAGUACGUGAGCUGCCCCGGACGAUGCCGCACCCACGACGGCCACCUGGUCGCCGGGCCGUCGCAGCACACGCAUCAGCCACACGCCGCGAUGGACGAACCAGACACCAGGGUGCACGAGUGCGAAGACUCUUCCUCCUGCACGGAAUUCCAACCAGACGCCUGCGAAAAGGCUCCACCAGGCAUCAGCGAGGCGAUCACUACAGACGCAGAUCCCAAACAGCGGGAGGUUUCACUGCAGCAGCACCAGCAGGAACGCCGUAGUCAAAUUUCGAAUGGGAGCGCGGACAGUCCCGUGGUCAUCAAGUCGGAACCAUGCUCGCCGCUCACUCCCGAAGCUGCGAAAACUUCCGACGUCGGCGUCAGUGCUGUCGAUGAAGCGGCACAGACGAAUGCACCUGACGUCAUCACCGCCGGGACGACGGCGGCUGGUGACGACGGCCCGCUGCUUCGCGUAAGCAGCCCUUUCAGCUGUUCCGAUCAGCGAAGCUCAUUGCAGACGGCGUAUGAUGAGACAGCGGCCGCCGUCCCCGAAGCUUCCCAUUACGUUGACUCUUCGGAAUACGAAGGCAAUGACGAGGAAGAACAAUGGCCUCUGAGUUCGGCUGACGCGGCUGUGAUCUCGGAGGCCAUGGAAGAGCGCUCGCACUUGGCUGCCGCCGCUGGUUACGGACUCGCAGCGAGCGGACGCAAUUCGAGUCUGGCGGAGGUGCUCCAGAUGACCGCUGGAACUGCGGACAGUCGUGAGCAGGACCUGCGGGCGGGCAUUCUGUUGCAGGUACGUCGCCUUCUCGAGGCCGAGACGGACCUUGUGAACGAGAGGCGGCGGAACGAAGUUUUGCGCGGGAAGUUGCUGCGACGCCAGCUGUUGGGAAUCGUGACGGAGAACGAACCAGCGCUUCCGUACAUUUGAGGUCCUUCUUGGUGUGUGUGUGUGUGUGGGUGUUUCCACGUUUUGGUGACUGUAUGUCCUGCUGUGUAGACAAAGGAACUCAGGAAAGUGCUCGAGUGACAUACCGUCGUUGGGGAACGGCCGCAGGGACUGAGUGACUGUGAGAUUCUGCUACUGAGCCAAAUGUGCGCGCAUAUGCGUAUAUUCUGGUGUCUCAUCUCGGUUACUCUGUGUGUGCGUCCGUGAAUAACGACGUUAAAGUGAAUAAAGGUGAAAAAUUAUGUAAAUAAUUAAAAGGUUAAACUCUGAAUCUUUUAAGUGCGAAGCACUUUAGGGACCCGGACUGUCGGCGUGUAAUGUGAGCUCAUGUCGUCGUGGUCACGCGCGAAAAACAGGGUCAAAACAAGUGCAGAAUUUAUCAAAAUCCGUUCAAAAUAAACUAACGUGAUUCAGAAUAAUGUAAAAGAUAGGAAUAGUCAAGCAUUAAGCGCAUUAAUUAGCAGAAACUCGUGCAAAUAUUGUAAUGUGAUCUCAUGUCGUCGUGGUCACGCGCAGCAAAGGCUUUGGCUCCAUGUGCGUGUUGGUUUGGCUCCACGUGCGUGGCGGUUUCCCACAAGUUGUGCCUUAGUACAGGUGUCAAAACGGAUGAUGGAUUGCUAACCACAAGAUAAACACAGGAUAAAACAAGAUAAACACAAGGGAAACACCGGUGAAUCACUGCUUCGCACUUCCCCAGCUUUCACGUUGAGUGGAACUGCGUUACCGCCGAGUUGAACAAGGCCACUGUCCCGGACCGGUACCCAAUUUUUUAAAUUGAAUGUCCGCCUUUUCAACACACACGCACAAAAGGUAUGGUUAUUGGCAACUCCAGAAUCCGUUACCUGUGCUGGCAACAAUGUCCAAAUAAGCAAAUUAAAGGUGGCUACGACAUCCAGGUUCACGGCGGCUGUUUCGCUUGGAGCUGUGUUAAAGUUUCUCGUUUGUGCCGUAGAAGCCAGAUGUUUCGUCGAAGCCGAAAGGGUACUUGGUACCGAUUGCCCUACUUUGAUCGGACUCAACAAUUUCACCGACGAAACCGCGGAAAUCGUUGCGCUGUGCAUGCAAACGUCCGGCCUGCUUAGCGAGCCGCAUCUGUAUUUUCUAAAGACAAACAGC
Messenger RNA from Dermacentor silvarum, 4231 nucleotides. RefSeq lists its product as uncharacterized. Lineage: Eukaryota; Metazoa; Arthropoda; Arachnida; Ixodida; Ixodidae. The record is from RefSeq and is a predicted model, not a curated record. The coding region runs from base 1766 to 3097 and encodes 443 amino acids. The transcript has 3 exons.